AUGGGGCUGGAGGAAGAUGAAAUUAUCAAGAGGAAUGAGGCAACGACUAAAAUGAUCAUUCAAAUGAAGAAUAGAGACAGUCUCCUUAUCCAAAAAUCAAGAUCUCGGUGGCUGAAAGACGGGGAUGUCAAUAGCGGAUUCUUUCACAAGGUGAUUAACGGCAGAAGACUCAAGAAUGAGAUUUCAGGUCUCAGUGUGAAAGAUAGUUGGAUCGAAAAGCCCAAAGAAGUCAAAAGAGAGGUCAAAGCUCAUUUUGAAGCUCAAUUUCGAGAAAGAAGUCGAGUACGGCCCCUUCUACCGGAAGAUUUUGUUCACAAGAAAAUACCCGACAACACUAGAGAGUGGCUAGAUAUCCCGUUCACUGAGGAUGAGAUCAAAACAGCGGUGUGGAACUGCGAGGGUGGAAAAAGCCCUGGGCCCGAUGGCUUUAAUUUCAAUUUCAUGAAAAAGUGUUGGGGGAUUAUCAAAGGGGAUCUCUUGGAGGUCAUGAAAGAAUUUCACGCCCAUGGGAAACUAGCCAGAGGCUACAAUCCACCUUUUAUAGCCUUAAUCUCGAAGAAAGAAGACGCAUCCGAACUGAAAGAAUUCAGACCCAUAUCUCUCAUUAACUGUCUCUAUAAGGCGAUUUCAAAAGUACUCGCUUCCAAGUUGAAACAGGUUAUGCAUCUCCUCAUUUCUGAGUGCCAGAGUGCCUUUGUCGAAGGCAGGUACAUCCUUGACGGAGUAAUCGUGCUAAACAAAAUCAUCGAAGAAGCCAAGAGGAGGAAGAAAGGUAUCACCAUGUUUAAAAUAGAUUUUGCAAUAGCUUAUGAUACUGUCGAUUGGGAUUUUCUGGAUAUUAUGCUUGAGAAAAUGAAUUUCAGCCCAAAAUGGAGAAGGUGGAUCUCUGGUUGCCUCGGUUCGGCAUCCGCCAACGUCUUGGUUAACGCAGCCCCUCCGUACGCGGAUGACACGAUGUUUGUGGCUACUGAUAAGAGAGAAAAUGCUUCGGCUUUUAAAAGUAUUCUCAAAUUGUUUGAACUGCUCUCGGGAUUAGCAAUUAACUUCGACAAAAACAGUUUAGUGGGUGUUGGAAUCGCAUAA
Salvia miltiorrhiza (redroot sage) is the source of this 1083-nucleotide messenger RNA. RefSeq lists its product as uncharacterized. Bases 1 to 1083 code for a protein of 360 amino acids. The transcript is spliced from 2 exons. The record is from RefSeq and is a predicted model, not a curated record. NCBI's taxonomy places the organism in Eukaryota, Viridiplantae, Streptophyta, Magnoliopsida, Lamiales, Lamiaceae.